AUGGCAAGAGCUCCCAAAGCACUGCAAUUUAAGAUGAAGCAAGAAGGUACCACCGCCAACAAUGGUGGUGGCGAGUCAUCAUUCCGGGUGUUGUACUACGGGGAUGCAUCAGCUGGAUCUGUGCCCUUCAUGUGGGAAUCACACCCAGGUACCCCUAAACACCCAACCACCGAUCAAUCCUCUCUCCCACCUCUCACUCCGCCACCUGCUCUCCGAUACAACUCCUCAAAUCCCUCCACUUCCCUCCGCAGCCUUUUACUUGCUUCCGAUUCCAAAAAAACCUAUCUGCCGGCAGCACCAUCUUUGUCGACGUCUGAAUUAUCAUCCAUAUCUUACGGUGAUUCCUCAAAGCCCACUUCUCUCCGCAGCCUUUUUCUCGCUUCUGGUUCCCAAAAAGCUCACGGGACGGCGGCCCCUCCGUUGUACUCUACUCUAUCGCAUUCGUUGCCUUCAACUCCGAUGAGUAAAGAGAGACGCAAGACGGAGUUCCGGCGGAGGAAGGCGACGAUGAAGUUAGACAUGAGUGAGGAUAGUGUUGAGAAGCACGUGGGUGGCGAUGGUUCACCGACGUUGACGCUGUGCUUUGGUGGCGGUUUAAAUGAAGAUUUAUAG
Messenger RNA from Lactuca virosa, 612 nucleotides. NCBI's taxonomy places the organism in Eukaryota, Viridiplantae, Streptophyta, Magnoliopsida, Asterales, Asteraceae. The record is from the annotation of a GenBank genome assembly.